Molecule: messenger RNA, 2250 nt
Organism: Durusdinium trenchii
Lineage: Eukaryota; Dinophyceae; Suessiales; Symbiodiniaceae
Source: the annotation of a GenBank genome assembly
AUGAAUGGACACUCAGGUGACCAAGUCGAUGCCCUUCGGUCUUUAGACCCCCACGAUGCCAAGACAGUGGCCAAGCAGCUGUGCUACCGGAUUCCCGAGUCCAAGGAUUCCCUCUACUUCAUUUUGCGUGGCCUUGGCCUUCCUGUGACAGGAGAGCUUGGAUCAACACCCCGAGUCGAAGUGGAUGCCAAAGAGUAUCCGACACUCUGGAGAGCUCUCGAUUGCUUACGUGUUCCUCAUGAUGGCAAGCUCAUGGUCAUCAAGGCUGAGAGCCCAUCCUUAGAUGCAUUGUGUGGGAAGCCCGCUGAGAAAAGAGGUGUGCAGCGGCCGACUUCUGCAGUGAAAGGUGGCCCACCGGCACCACCGGCACCUGAGCCAAGAGAGGAGAUUGAGCCGAUCAGGUCAGUACCAAGUUCCCGACCACAGUCUGCGUCCUGCGCUGAGAACGCAGCGCUGCUCCAGCGGGUAUCCUUCAACCUCAUUACCAAAGCUACUUGCUCUUCCAGGGCAUGCAGGACAGUGGAGGCGGAUCCAAACUCCUUCUUGCACGAGCAUGCUUGGCAACAAGCACCUGUGCCACAGGGCCGAGUGUACAACUUCUCAGCAGGACCCAGUGCCAUGCCACUGGAGGUGCUUGAGGAGGUUCAGCGCGAAAUGGUGAACUACAAAGGUUGUGGCAUGAGCGUCAUGGAGAUGUCGCAUCGUUCCAAGGAGUUCAUGGCCAUUGCCGCCGAAGCCGAAAAGAAUUUGAGGGAUAUCUUUGGCGUUCCAAGCGAUUACAAAGUCCUCAUGAUGCAGGGAGGAGCGACUUUGCAGUUCUCCUCGAUUCCGCUGAACAUGCUCGGAAGCAAGACCAAGGCCGACUACCUUGUGACCGGGCAAUGGGGUGAGAAAGCACACAAGGAGUGCAACAAAUAUGGGACAGGACAGUUAGCGUGCAACACCAAGGGGACCAAGUUUACCACAAUCCCUCAGAAAUCAGAGUGGAAGUUGGACCCAGAGGCAGCAUAUGUGCACUACUGUGCCAAUGAGACGGUCAACGGGGUUGAGUUUAGCUACACCCCAGAUGUUGACACCGUGCCUCUGGUGGCUGACAUGUCAUCCAAUUUCUGUUCCAAGCCUAUUGAAGUGAGCAAGCACGCCUUCAUUUAUGCAGGCAUCCAGAAAAAUCUGGGGCCUGCCGGCAUGUCCGUGGGAUUCUUACGGCCCGACUUUGCAGAUGGCAGCAAGGAGUUGAAGAUUUGUCCCACCUACUGCAGCUUCAAGACCACAGGUGACAAUGGAUCGAUGUAUAACACACCUGCCUGCUUCACCAUGUACGUCAUGGGAGAAUACUUGAAGUACACCAAGAAGCUGGGUGGUUUGGCCUAUUGGGCAGAGCAGUCGGACAAAAAGAGCGGCUUGCUGUAUGGGGCCAUCGACGGCUCAAAUGGCUUCUACAAUUGCCCAGUUGAAAAGACUGCAAGGUCACGAAUGAACGUGCCUUUCACGAUCAAUGGUGGCGAUGAAGCUCUUGAAAAGAAGUUCUUGGAUGAAGCCAAGAAGCACAAGCUCUAUACCCUUGCGGGUCAUCGUUCAGUGGGUGGCUGCCGAGCUUCCCUUUACAAUGGCUUGCCUCUUGAGGGUGCAGUCUUGGUGCCGGUGCUGAUCGUUGCUGGAAUAUCUUUGGUGCUGCUCGUUCUCUUCAGUUUUGACACCUUGGAGUACCAGGUGAAUUCCGUUCUCUUCAGUGAUGAGGAUGCUGGGAAAAAGCAGGGGCCUGCUCUACAGAGCCGAACUCGAGAUGGCCUGAAUGUCAGACUCGAGGUUUCUUUUCAAUACAGAUUAAAGUUUGAUCGGGUCUACGAUCUCUACGCAACCCUUGGAAGCGAUUAUGAGCCGACAUUCUUGCGUAUGGCAAUCGAGCAGCUGGCCACAGCGGCCACGGAUCACUCUGCGCACUUCUUUUUCACCAAUCGCACGGCUAUCAGUGCCCCAGCUGCAGACAAGACUCCCGGAUCGAAGCAGGAGAGAGCCUUCUCGGAGGUGCCUUUCUUUCAGCUCAGGACUGUGCAUUUGCCGCAUGACUUUGAGGAGGCCAUCCGAGAAACACAGGUGAAGCAGCAGGACAUUCAGAUAGCUACCCUGGAGCAGAAGACCAAGACGGUUACCUUCAAGACUCGAGUUCUACAGGCGGAGCAGGAUGUAAAGGUCUUGGUGAACCAGGCACACCACUUGCGGCACACCACUUGCAAACAGCUUGAUGUUUGA